CAGCUCUCGAGCCCGCUCGCCCGCCCACCGCGCGCCACUCCACACCGGGUGCAGCGCGUGAGGUUGAUGCCAGCCAGAGAUAGAUGGAUUGGCGAGGGAGGAAAAACCUGCACAGUGACACAACUAGAGUAAAGAGGAGGCGUUUGACGAGUGAGGAAAAACUGAGAGAGUUACGGAACAAAUCCAGAGAAGAGGGAAGCGGGAAAAAGCAGGAAUCCUCCUGCUGACUGGUUCCUGUCUGCCCGCACCGAUGUCCAAGGCCCGUCCGGUGACAGCAGGAGACAACCAACCGAGACAGAGCGCACAGAAACGGCCGUUGGGGUUGGAAGGCUUCGGGGAACCGCUGGAGCUCUUCUCUGUGACUGAGACCAUGGAUUCACCCACAGAUCUUUUUGAUGAUUCUGCUCCCCAGAUACACACAUUUGCUCCAACUCUCAACUCCACAGAUCUUGCUGGAAUCCAUCCUCAGGCUAAUGCUGGCCGCCUUACUCCUGCCUUUAGACCCCCCGGCUUUCCACUGAUCCACCAUCUCCUCCAGCCGGGUGGAGGCCCCAGGAGGAUCGGAGGGCUGCUGAACACAAGCCUGAGCACACACAGACACCUGGAGGACAGAAAUGUGGAGGAAGAUGAAGGAGAGAGGGAUGGACACGUGGAGCAAAGAAUGGAAGGGGGAGAUGAGGGGGCGAUAGAGGGAAAGGACGACUUGCUCGGGGUUAAGAAGAGGCACAAUGACGCGGCUCUCGCAGUCGAAUGGAAUCAAGACAUCCUGAAAGUGAAGAGGAUGAAGCUGGAGAACCGACAGAGGGAUGGAGAGGCCGAUGAGGGAGGCAAACAAGGAGGGAGGGAAGAGAGGAGAAGGGAAAGGGAAGAGCUGAAAGAACAGCUGGAGGAGGCAAGGGAGAGACUGCAGGCUUUGCAGGAGAAAGUGUGGAGAGCUUUUGGGGAAAAGCACAUGGCCGAGGAUGAGAAGAAAAGGAAGCGCAGAAACGGAAGCAGCGGUGGAGUUGAUGGGAGAGAAGAGGAUGUAGGGCUAAUAGAGGAGGAGGACAUGACAGAAGGGAUGUACGAUGAGGAAGACACUGAUGGCGGAGAGAUGGAAAAGGAAUCAUUUUCCCUGCUUUCCGAGUCCCCUUUCGACAGCUUCCACAAACGGAAAGAGGAGCUGCAAAAAGACCGAGAAAGAAGGAUGGAGAGAGGAAGAGGAGGAGGAGGGUUGCACUUGGAGGGUGUGAUGGAGGGAUCCGGGUUGUGGCUGGACUGCGGAGGUUUGGUCAGAGGAGACUGGGAUGGCGGGAUAGAUGACGAGAGUGAGGAGGGAGGGCAGAAGUUUGCCGCGGCGCUGAAGCUGGAGUUGGGCAGCGCUGUGGCCCGGGUCAUCGACCGAGUUCUCCGCCUUUACACCGAGAUGACCGAUUUCGCUCCUUCCUCUCCUCCCGCUGCCAUCUCUUUUCUCCCAUCUGAUCCGGGAAGCGACGGAGGGAAGGAGAAGGCAGUGUGGAUGGGGCUGUUAACGAGAGGAAGAAGAGAAGAAACAAUGAGCGAUAAGGAGGACAAAACAAGAGGGCAGGACGGAGAAAGAGAGAAGCAGCUCCACAAGAUGAGCAACGGGAGCGCCCUGCCCCCGCGACCACCCCGUCGGACUGAACCGUCCGAUUUAGCGAUGCCACUGACUCUUCAAAGGUCACCUGACACGCGAAAGGCCUACCCACUCCUUGGCCCACCUCUCCCCACUCACCUCAAUCCCUCUCACCCAAACCUCUCCCUGCACCACCCUUCUUUGCCUCGUCCUCCUCCCCUUUCUCACCCUCCCCUCUUGCCUCCAGCCUCUCAGCCCAAGGAUCCCUCCUCCUCCUCCUCUUUCCACCCGUCUUCAACCUCCUCCUCUUCUUCCUCCUCUUCUUUCCCUGCGCCUCCCCCUCCUCCCCCGCCUCCGCCCCCUCCUCUCCCUCUCCCCUUGCUCCACUACUCAAUGCAGCAGCUUUUCUCCCGCUCACUCCACCACCCUCAGCUCCCCCACCUCCCGUCAUCCCGCAAAGACUACCUGAACUCUGACCCUUUCUUGGAGUUCUCUUCCCACCCAUCGUCUCACCCCUCCUUCCCCCCGCUCCCCUUGCUCGGCCACCUGGACCCGUCGCUUGCACGCCACGCGCACGGGGGGAGAGAGAGGGAGCGAGUGAUGAGGGGAGAUGGGGGCAUGCGAGGAGGAGGGAUGGAUGGAGGAGAGCUCUACCUGACUGCUGGGGGGACCCAGGAGGGCUUGUCACCCUGCCAUCUGAAGAAAGCCAAGCUCAUGUUCUUCUACACUCGCUAUCCCAGCUCCAACACGCUCAAGACAUAUUUCCCUGAUGUCAAGUUUAAUCGCUGUGUGACCUCCCAGAUGAUUAAAUGGUUCAGUAACUUCAGAGAGUUCUUCUACAUCCAGAUGGAGCGCUUUGCACGCCAGGCUGUCCGCGAGGCUCUCACCCGGGAUGGUGCGCCUCGUAUUAGCCGAGAGAGUCAGCUGCGAGUGGGACGUGAUACGGAGCUUUACCGCAUACUGAACAUGCACUACAAUAAAAGCAACAUCUACCAGGUUCCAGAGAGGUUCAUCGAGGUGUCUGAAGUGGCUCUGAGAGAGUUUUACUCAGCCAUUUGGACGGGGAGAGACAGCGACCCCUGCUGGAAGAAAGGAAUAUACAAAAUUAUCUGUAAACUUGACAGUCCUCUACCAGAUGCAUUCAGGCUGCCAGGUUGUCCAGUUGGCUAAUGAUUGCACAGCUUUUACCUGGUCCGUGUGCACAAAUGCAUGCUCAGACAUAAUUUGACUAAAACAAGGCAUUAAAUCAUUCAGAAACUGGUACAUUUCAGACAUCGCAAACUGAUCUGUAACCAUCCAAAAGAUCAUUUAGAACUAUUACAGAAUUUCGACUGACUUGCAGAGGAAUACAUACACUUUCUCAUACUGACAGGCAGGUUUUGUAUACAGGCUCAACAGCAAUCCCCCAGUGCUGCAGUCUUGUGACCGCACUUAUCAAGGAACGUGACCAUACCAUUGAAUUAAAAUGGACAGAGCAGGAAUUCCUUCUCCAAACAUUCUUCAGCAGCCAGCUUCUUGCAUGAAAUCUAAAGCUAUUAUUAAAAGCACACUCUCACAGUAGUUUUGUGAAAUAGACACAAAAUACAAUUUUUGAACUUCACGUUCAUGGAAACAAAUUGACUCUUUUCUUUUUUUAGUGUGGACAUUGACGCAAAAGUCAGUCACAUAGCAAAGCUUCCAGUUUCCAAGAGCACCAACGUACAUGAUAAGACGCUUCAGGUCUGUUGUUGGCGUAAGCUUCAGUUUCACUGAAGAGGGUUAGGGUUCAAAUUCAGCACUGCUUUCCCCGCUGAUUUUUCAGUUGCUGUUUCAUUAGCUGGGACCACAUCCUCAUUUUAGGUUUGACACCAUUUCUGGUAGAUAAUGGAACAUGGCUUGAGGAUGAAUUGAGGCUGUGAUUUGGAGAAGGCCUCAGAGGGGACUGACGAUGACCCGUGGGCCGGGCAAAUCCCGCUGUACUAAUGAGAAGUGAAGAAAACAAGAACAAACAGCUUGUAGUUGCAAUGGGGGGGUCACAUAUAGACAGAGAACUGGAGGUGCGGUUACGCUCAGAUAAAUUAUCUCCGGUUGGUUUGGUUUAAGGGCCAGAACCACUUUCUAGGAUGCUGCCAUAAAUAAUAUUUACGUUUAAAACAACGUUUUAAAGUCUCAUUAAAAAAAAUGACAACCUUUACAUCCAAAUUUGAGCAAGAAUGCUGUUCUUACUGCUGGAAACCAGAAAAGUCAAAGCUUCAGAUUCGCUCUGACACACAGUCCGAACGCGCAUCACCUUUGACGAUUAGGUAACCGGCUCCUCUGGCUUCAUCACUAAUGAGCGGUGUUCCUACUCGGAAAAUCGCUGCUAAACAUUUUAAAUAUAAAGCAGCGAUGUUGCUGUGCGAUGAUUAACAAUCUCGCACAAACAGUACUUAACAAUCACACUCAAACAUUUCAGGGCUGCCCUCCCUCAGGGGGCGUUCAUCAUGAAAUGACCUUUUAACGCUGCCUUGUGUGUGGGCUUCUCCAUCAGGAUUUUAUCUUUCAUUUUUAUUUUCUCUCCAACAACAUCGUACCGUCAGGUUUCAUCCGAAGUUCAAAAGAUUAAGAUUUUCAAAAUGAAGUUGAUCUUGUUUCACGGCACGAUCUGGUCGGUGGGUUUUGGGGGUUUUUUUGUUUUUGCUGCUUGUGUAUGCCUCUCAUCUCUCUGUUCAGUAUUAAAUUAUUAUCAAGCUUUUGUACAUGCAGUCAAAUCAAAACAGCUGUUCUUUCAAGAGGGACAUUAUAUUGAAUUUAAAACAGUAUAAUUAAUGUUUUGUUCUUUCCUUGAUGUGCUCUUAUUGCUGAUAUAUUUACGUAUGUUUUUGAAUUCUUUUUAAAGUGUUGCUAAUCUAAAUAGUUCACUUGCACAAUAAGUAUAUAUAAUUAUAUACAGUAUAUAUCAACAUUUGUUUUCCAAAAGGGGGAAACUUUCACUCUCUCCGCUCUAUAUCAUGACUUUUAUCUCGAGGAAAGAUGGGUUUCUCUUCAAGAAAAUGUCGACCGACAGCCUCGACCUAUCCGUGACGUGUUAUCAAGUGCAUGUUUCCUACAUUUCCGUUUUGCGUUGUAAUCUUUUAUGUCCCUCUAUUUUAUAUUGUACAUAGUGUAUUCUUUACUGUAGAUCUGUGCCUCGUUCAGACUUUGGUGAAUUUUGAUGUUUAAACUUAUCAUGAAUUAAAGAGAUACAAGGCUUGUGUGGUGAUUUGUGGAUACACACAUAGACAAACGGAAGCUUUCUAGUGUUUGGGUCUUGGGGUCCAACAUUUGUGCCAGCAUGCAUUAAGGCUUCAAUCUAAAAACACCUUCACAUGCUCACUGACACUAAUACUUUAUGAUGGCUCUGCCCGCCACUUAGUCUCGCCUCCUGAGACAGCAGCGCACACACACAAACUCACACUGGCAUGUCUACUUUUUUUCCCCCCAACAAUGAGUCCAGUCACCUAGUUAAGUGAAGUUACAUUCUCAAAAUAGUAGUAUUAUUUUGGUAUUUUUGCAAGACUUUCUUUGUCCACAUUUAAGAAUUAUUUGUGAAAAAUCCUCGCUUCUUUCUAUUUAUCAAUCCAUUCAUCAGUUUAUUACCUUCUGUCUUGUAUUACCUUCUGCAACAUACCAUUUGUUUUUCUACUUACUUUUGUAACCCAGUGGUGUAAAUCACAUAAACAAUUCCUAUGAAAGCUAACAGCGCUGAUUCAUAAUUCUGAAGCUCCUUUCUAAUGACAUAUCAUUAGAAAUUGUGUGGCAUGUUAUUACAGAAAACAGUUAGUUAUUUCUAGUCAGCCUUGAAUGAUGUAACACUGGCUAUGUGUCAGGAAUUAGUAAGCUUAUUAUUAGUGCAGAGGUGAAUCUGACAUGCUUAAAAUGUUUGACAUAUACCCUAUAAAAAUGACAUGGUCACAGGAC
Messenger RNA from Haplochromis burtoni (Burton's mouthbrooder), 5494 nucleotides. RefSeq names its product prospero homeobox 3 (gene prox3). Bases 251 to 2746 code for a protein of 831 amino acids. The record is from RefSeq and is a predicted model, not a curated record. The transcript has 6 exons. Gene Ontology annotation, molecular function: DNA-binding transcription factor activity, RNA polymerase II-specific; RNA polymerase II cis-regulatory region sequence-specific DNA binding. Lineage: Eukaryota; Metazoa; Chordata; Actinopteri; Cichliformes; Cichlidae. Gene Ontology annotation, biological process: regulation of transcription by RNA polymerase II. Gene Ontology annotation, cellular component: nucleus.